CGCCGAUUAGGAAGUAUCAACAUGGCAGCUUUUUGAGUUUUGAAGGAGCAGACCAGGUGUAAAUAAAGAGAAAUUAAACGCUUUGGAGACGACGACAGCACCGGGGUGUUCGAGGCUGGGACUUACUGGACUUCGGGGGGCAAAAUGUCGAGCGACGGGAACAAAAAACAGUUCUGGAAAAGAAACGCAGCGAAGGUUCCUGGCAGCAUUCAGCAUGUUUACGGUGCACAGCAUCCACCCUUUGACCCCCUGCUUCAUUCAAAUCUAAUGAAAGCAGGCAACAAGCCUCCGGCCACACCGGGCAAACCCAAGAAAGCCACCACCUUCCAGGAGUUUGAGAGCAUCACGAGCGACGCCUGGGAUGUCGGGGACGACGACGACGAGCUGCUGGCCAUGGCUGCACAGAACCUUAAUAUUGAGGUUGUCAUGGAGACGGCAAAUAAGGUGAUUGAGAACCACAGCAAACAGCAGGAGAGGCAGAGGCAAGAUGACACAGCAGACUUGGGUCAUAAAGAGGAGGAUACACAAGAGGACGGGGCAGAGGAGGAGGACGAAGAUGAGGAAGAUGACGAUACCAGAGUGGAGGAAGGGGAUGCAAUAAGCCCAGACGCAUCGUUCGCCUCCCAGAGCAGCACGUACGCCGACAGCCGCCUGGUGAAGUCUCACAGCGAAGCUCCCAUCGGUUCACCCAGAGAUGAAGAAGGUGAGCGCGCCGCCCUCCACAGACAGAGGUCUCUGCCCCACCGGCCGCCCGUCAUCCCACUAGUAGCUCGCAUGGCAGACCAGAACACAUCGGGCACGCCAGCCAUGACCGAGAGGGAAGCGUCGCGUCUGGAUAAGUUCAAACAGUUGUUGGGGGGGCCCAACACAGAUCUAGAGGAACUACGGAAACUCAGCUGGUCUGGAAUCCCACGACAGGUCCGACCAAUAACGUGGAAGCUUCUCUCGGGUUAUCUACCAGCCAAUGCUGAAAGGAGAGAAAGUGUUCUACAAAGAAAGAGACAAGAAUAUUUUGGCUUCAUUCAGCAAUACUACGACUCGCACAAUGAAGAACACCAUCAAGACACCUACAGACAGAUUCACAUUGACAUACCGAGAACUAAUCCUCUUAUUCCUCUUUUUCAACAAGCUUCUGUUCAAGAGAUAUUUGAGCGGAUCCUGUUUAUCUGGGCCAUCCGCCAUCCAGCCAGCGGCUACGUGCAGGGCAUCAACGACCUGGUCACGCCUUUCUUCAUCGUCUUUGUCUUUGAGUACAUCGAGGAGGAAGUGGAAAACUUUGACGUGUCCAGUCUUGAGGAAGAGGCUCUGAGGAACAUUGAGGCUGACAGCUUCUGGUGCAUGAGCAAACUGUUGGACGGCAUCCAGGACAACUAUACAUUUGCUCAGCCAGGCAUUCAGAGGAAAGUCAAGGCCCUGGAGGAGCUGGUCAGCAGAAUUGAUGAGACCGUGCAUCGCCACAUGCAACAUUACGAGGUGGAGUACCUGCAGUUCGCCUUCCGCUGGAUGAACAACCUCCUGAUGAGGGAGCUGCCGCUGCGGUGCACCAUCAGACUGUGGGACACCUAUCAGGCUGAACCAGAAGGUUUUUCUCAUUUCCAUCUCUACGUCUGUGCAGCUUUUUUGGUGAGAUGGAGAAAAGAGAUUCUAGAAGAGCGAGAUUUUCAGGGCUUGAUGAUCCUCCUACAAAACCUCCCCACAAUGCACUGGGGCAAUGAGGAAGUGAGCGUGCUGCUGGCCGAAGCCUACAGGUUGAAGUUCGCCUUUGCUGACGCGCCCAACCACUACAAGAGAUGA
Messenger RNA from Nematolebias whitei (Rio pearlfish), 1794 nucleotides. It is a transcript of the gene tbc1d22a, whose product is annotated as TBC1 domain family, member 22a. Bases 145 to 1794 code for a protein of 549 amino acids. Gene Ontology annotation, biological process: activation of GTPase activity. The transcript has 14 exons. The record is from RefSeq and is a predicted model, not a curated record. NCBI's taxonomy places the organism in Eukaryota, Metazoa, Chordata, Actinopteri, Cyprinodontiformes, Rivulidae. Gene Ontology annotation, molecular function: GTPase activator activity.